Molecule: messenger RNA, 996 nt
Organism: Penicillium pulvis
Lineage: Eukaryota; Fungi; Ascomycota; Eurotiomycetes; Eurotiales; Aspergillaceae
Product: isopenicillin N synthase family dioxygenase
Exons: 4
Coding region: 1-996 (331 amino acids)
Molecular function (GO): dioxygenase activity
Source: RefSeq, a predicted model, not a curated record
AUGGGCCGAGCUCCUCCAGUCAUCGAUUUUACCCCCUUUUACGGGGAGGACAAGGCAGCAAGAUCAAAGCUUGAGGAGGAGAUCCGAAAUGCUUGUCUAGACUACGGAUUCUUCCAAUUGCGUAAUCACGGCAUCCCCGAGGACCUUCAAAGGGAAAUUCUUCGUCAGUCUGAGGAUUUCUUCAGGCUCCCAAAUGAAAUCAAAGACAGGUACAACAAAGAUGUUGGUGAAUUUAAUCGCGGCUAUGAACGGUUACGGUCUCAGAACUUUGAAAAGCUCACCAAGGGAGACCUAAAAGAAGGCCACUUCCUGGCACAAGACCUUCCGCUUGAUGAUCCCUAUGUUAAGGCGAGAAAAUGGGCGCAAGGGCCGAAUAAGUAUCCCUCUGAGGUGAAGGAGCCAUCUGUAUGGAAACAAACUGUUGAUGACUACCAUUCUGUGGCAUCGAAAGUCGCCAAAAACGUGUUGAGUGUUCUGUUUGACACUCUUGGAGGAGGGCAUGAGUUUUUGGAUGAUUUUUGCGACCAUCCAGUUGCCGUGCUUCGUCUGCUUCAUUAUCCCCCACAGGACCCCGAUGCUUCGGAGUUAGAACGAGGGAUUGGCGCCCACACCGACUUCGGUGCUGUCACAAUCUUACUUCAGGACUCUACAGGGGGUCUACAGGUCCGAGACCGCAGAACAGAGGAGUGGGUCGAUGUCGAACCGAUCUCGGAUGCUGUUGUCGUCAAUACUGGCAAUCUGAUGAUGUGUUGGACCAAUGACCGCUAUGUGUCUAACCUGCACCGCGUUAUAAACAAGACAGGUGCUGAGAGAUAUAGUGUCCCGUUUUUCUUCGAUGGUAACCCAGAUUUCUUGGUAAAGUGUCUUGCGAAUUGCAUCGAGGAAGGUGGAGUGGCGAAACACGCUCCUCUCACAGUAUCCGAAUGGAUGGAGGGUCGAUACGCAGAUACGUUUGGAGGAUCUAAGAAGGCUACCAAGGAAAUGGUGGAAGUUUGA